AUGACUGCUUCAUUACUCUUCCAUUCGCAUUGGAUCGACACGGUGAUGUUUCUCUACGACAACAGCUUGGAUGAAAGAAGCAAGAACAUGGAAGGAUUUCCUGGAGGGAAUUUUGCUGCAAACCAGUGCAGGAAUUUGUUAGCGCAUCCAACCUCGCUGGCUCCCAGCACCACCUACACUGCCAGUGAGGUGCCACUCUCUGGCAUGGGGGAGCCUGUCAAACAAUGCAGCCCCUGUUCUGCCGCUCAGAGCUCGCCCACUGCAUCUUUGCCUUAUGGAUAUUUUGGUAACAGUUAUUACCCAUGUAGGAUGUCCCACGGCGGCGUCAAGGCUUGCGCGCAAACCUCUGGUUAUGGCGAUAAGUACACGGACUCCUCGGUCUCUGGUGAGGAGUUCUCCACCAGGGCGAAAGAAUUAGCUUUUUAUCAGGGCUAUUCCUCGGGUCCUUACCAACCCAGCUACUUGGACGUUCCUGUCGUACCUGCGCUGAGUGCUCCAUCGGAGCCAAGACAAGAGUCUCUUUUACCCAUGGAGCCCUACCAACCAUGGGCCAUCACUAAUGGCUGGAGUGGUCAGUUUUACUGUACCAAGGAGCAGCCACAGUCAAAUCCUCUGUGGAAAUCCUCGUUAGAAGACACUGGUGGAGACGGUUCUGUCCGCCGUGGCAGAAAGAAGCGUGUGCCAUACACUAAGGUGCAGCUCAGAGAACUGGAAAGGGAGUACGCCACCAAUAAAUUCAUUACCAAGGACAAAAGGAGAAGGAUAUCCGCGCAGACAAAUCUGACAGAAAGACAAGUGACAAUCUGGUUUCAGAACAGGCGCGUAAAGGAGAAGAAAAUCGUCAAUAAAUUCAAGAGUUCAAGUUAGCUGUGGAGGUGAAAGGCGGACAUGGACGCGCCUUCAUCCGAAAAUUAGUAUAAUUUAUUACAUUUUGGACGUCUUCUUGGUCACCAGAGUGGCUCUGUUGUGACUUACAUUUGCUUCCUCAAAGUUUAAUUGGAACCAGCUCAUGCGGCCUGUUGUCAGAAGAUGGUUCGCACCAUAAUGACCAACGCGCUUCUGCGAGGGAUACAUGGUUUUUAAAAAGAAAUAUCCAGCAAACGAAAAGACGUUCUGCUUUGAAGAUCCGCCACAAAUCGAGCAGUCCUGCGCUUUUAUUCCACUUGAUCCAGAACAGAGAUGAAGGCUGAAAACCCCUGGAAUCAGUUACAGUAACAGCUUUCGUCUUGAUGCAGUGGUUAAAAACACGUUGGCUAAAAGGUCACUGUCAGAAAAGAUCAACUUGAAAUUAUGUGACAGAAAAUGAAUAUCAAAGCUGAGAGUUUCAGGAUUCCUUCAAACUAAAGAGAAAAAGAUCUCUUCGCACAUUCUGUCCUUGCACAGCCUGCAGUACUUCUUUGAUGUGUGCAUAAUUCUACCAUUUGAAAGGGUUGGGAAAACACUUUACAUCACUGCCUUUACAGCAGAAUCACUUAAUUUAAAAACAAUCUUUACUGGUUAAUGAACCAGCCAGUGUCUGAUGAGACGCACCAAACGUAAAACAGUAAGAGUUUCAUUAGGUUGGCCCACACUUUGUCCAAAUCAGUAUUUUUUUCUAAACACAGGGUUUUACUCGCAGGGAAUAACUCGCCUGUCAACAGGUUGACAACUUACACAAUAUAAUGUGCCUGGCAGUCAAGAACGAAGUACUUACAAAUGGGCAUAUUUAAACAUGCAAAUACAAUGCGACUGCAGCUAUCUCUU
Molecule: messenger RNA, 1743 nt
Organism: Monopterus albus (swamp eel)
Lineage: Eukaryota; Metazoa; Chordata; Actinopteri; Synbranchiformes; Synbranchidae
Gene: hoxa13b
Product: homeobox A13b
Exons: 2
Coding region: 1-867 (288 amino acids)
Biological process (GO): regulation of DNA-templated transcription
Molecular function (GO): DNA binding; DNA-binding transcription factor activity, RNA polymerase II-specific
Source: RefSeq, a predicted model, not a curated record